This is a messenger RNA of Athalia rosae (coleseed sawfly), 8891 nucleotides long. It is a transcript of the gene sli, whose product is annotated as protein slit. The record is from RefSeq and is a predicted model, not a curated record. Gene Ontology annotation, biological process: axon guidance. The transcript has 31 exons. Gene Ontology annotation, molecular function: calcium ion binding; Roundabout binding; heparin binding. Bases 1595 to 6103 code for a protein of 1502 amino acids. NCBI's taxonomy places the organism in Eukaryota, Metazoa, Arthropoda, Insecta, Hymenoptera, Athaliidae.
UCUCCGAACAGUUCGGUCGCACUUGCUUUAGCCCAUUGGCUGUAGAAAUCAACUUUGUGCGGCCCACAGUGAUUGAUAUGUUACGACGUAUUAGGCAUGAUCCUCCGAGUUGAAUUUCACAGUUGAAAAUCAAAAAGAAGUACAGAAGAUUUUGAUCGAAAAAAUAAAAAAAAUAAAAAUUUAAUUAAUUAAGCAGUGUAAGUCCCGUACGAUUCAUCUGCGUCUAUAAUAUAAUUGAUACUUCAAUAGUGCUGGUUAUGUGCUUUUUGUUGUGAUUGUGUUUUUUGUCAGUGCGCGCGGAAUUUUGACUGUUUAAUCGUUUGGUUAUUAUAUAUUUGUUUAUAAAUUUUUUCUUUCGUCAAAAUUUUUUGAUUUUGGUAUUCCGUUUCCUCGUCUGACUUCGUUAACAACAUCAAAACUCCGGCUCGCAAGACGUUUCCGAACGAAUGGUUAUACUUUUCCACCGCUCCCUGAUCCGCUGGCAGUCGAGGAACGGAAUUUCGCAGUAAAAUCGGAUUAUCUCCUCCGGAUCGCUGUCAAAUUUGAACAAGGAGUUACAAAUCGAGACUCGGUGGGUCGGUCGGACGCAUGGUGUUGCGGUGAAUUUCAAGAGCAAAGUGUACCCUAGAGCCAGUAAUUCGUUGGAAAUAGAUGACCGUUCUGGAUCGAUCCCCGGAGAAAAGUUUCCAUCGUCGAGAACCGUACCCCCGUGGGGUACGCUACCUCGUCAGUAGCGUCCAGCAUCAAGAUAAGGGCGUUGAAGCUCUGGAAAGAUGAACGGGGUCAGGCUAGUUCGCUAGUCGUGGAGCAGACCUGCACCGUUCCUGUCCACGCUAGAUCCGAUAGUAGGCCUCCUGGGCAAAAGGGGGGCCCUAAAUACGCCGGCCCCGAGGGUCCUUCGCGGGACAAGGUAUUCUCCUGGAUUCCGCCGAAAGCGGAUACUCGAGAGGAGGGUGGUGAGGCGAAGCGCCUCGAGUGCGUCUUAAAACUUUCCUCCGGCGUGGGUGAGGCGGUGGACUCCUCUCUAUCCGCAGAUUCCGUAGCCGAGGGCGUCGUCGAGGUUUCGCGCGACAACCCCGAGGUGAAAGACGUUCGACGAUCGGUGAGAGGUCCGAACGCGCUACCGAGGAAAACUUCAAAGCGUCGUCGCGCGGCGGUUCGCGAAUGCGGCGGAUCGGUUGCCACGGCUCCGACGGGAAGUAGAAACUCCGGCAACUCCGUGACCCGGAGUGCUGCGGCUCUAGAGCAAAUCGGGAACCAUCCACCCGCGGAAUUUUUCCUUCCGGCCAAUCAAACCCGACCCAACAUUAGCGAGAAUCGUGUCGUUAAUCUACGCGCCCGUUCGACCCCGGCUACCGGCGGUCAAACCCGGGAUACUUCGGCGAUCGCCAGAAAUCCCGUAACGGAUCAAAGGACCCGAUCCGACGUACAAACGAGAAUUACGCUCAACCAGCGAGUGGAAGUUGCUUACUAUUCGACGACAGCCGCGACUUACGACGAGGACAAUAUUCUACCCAAGCGGCAGGAAAAGUUCGUCAAAAUCCUCGAGGGAUCCAACCGUACGGUGAAGAGAAUAAAUAAAAACAUCAUAAGAAUGGCUCGUGCUAUGACGCCCUCUUGGUCCCUCCGUCUGUUGGGCGUGAGUUGUGGAUCCGUUAUGUGUGCUUGGGGACUUUUGUUGAUAUUUUCUACUAUCGGAGGAGCUUCUCACGACACCGGUGUCGGAAACUUCGGGAUUAGAAACCUCGGGAGUCAAAUCGAGGACGCGGAAGGUGCCAGGUGCCCUUGGGCCUGCAACUGCGGGGGACAGGAAUUGGACUGCUCUCAUCGGGCGCUCACUCAAGUUCCGGGGGAUCUCGCCGUUCCUCUUCUCGCCGAAAAAUUGGAUCUCCAAGGCAACAACAUCUCCGUCAUUUUCAAAACCGAUUUCGAAGACAUGGCCACGCUGCACGUGCUUCAACUGUCCAGCAAUCAAAUUCACACCAUAGAAAGAGGAGCCUUCCAAGAUCUGGUGGGUGUUGAAAAACUUCGACUGAACAACAACCAGAUAAGAUAUUUGCCGGAUCUCCUCUUCAGCAAUAUGAUGAACCUCAAACGACUAGAUCUGAGUCACAACCAGAUCGCCAUGCUCGGACCAAAGACUUUGAGAGGAGUUUCAUCCCUUAAACACUUGCUGCUCGAUAACAACGUGUUGACCUGUAUCGACGAGGCGUCCAUCCGGGAAUUGAAGGACCUCGAAAUACUGACGUUGAACAACAAUAAACUGACAACUCUCGGCAAAGAAAUGCUUUCGGGAUUGUCACGACUCCGUACUUUAAGACUGGGUGAAAACUCGUUGUCUUGCGAUUGUCACCUCGCCUGGUUGUCCAGACACUUGAGAAACAAUCCACGUCUCGGACAACACACGAGGUGUGCGAGUCCCGCAAAUUUGAAGGGGCACAGCCUGUCCGAUCUGCAGGAACAAGAGUUCAAAUGCUCCGGAUUGGUGGAACGUCCGAGUUCGGAAUGUAGCGCGGAGCCGCAAUGUCCGCAUCCUUGUAGAUGUGCCGACGGAAUCGUCGACUGCCGAGAAAAUUCCCUCACGAAAGUCCCCACUCAUCUCCCCGAGGACACAACUGAAUUACGUUUGGAGCAGAAUGACAUAACGGAAAUACCACCGAAGGCUUUCUCACCGUAUAGAAAAUUGAGACGGAUUGACUUGAGCAACAAUAAAAUCAAGAAAGUCGCCGCAGAUGCAUUCCAUGGAUUGAAAUCGCUUCAGUCGCUGGUUCUCUACGGAAACAAAAUUGCGGAACUUCCAGCUGGACUUUUCCAAGGACUCACAAACCUGCAACUUUUAUUGCUAAACGCCAACGAAAUAUCUUGCAUUCGAACGGACCUUUUCAAGGAUUUAACGAGUCUAACUCUCCUCUCGUUGUACGACAACAACAUAAAAUCAUUGGCGAACGGGACAUUCGCGAAUUUAAGAAGCAUCCAGACACUGCAUUUGGCGCGAAACCCAUUCAUCUGCGAUUGUAAUUUGCGCUGGUUAAACGUCUACCUACAAGCACACCCCAUCGAGACUUCGGGAGCGAGGUGCGAGGCACCCAAACGAAUACAUCGUCGGCGAAUUGAUGCCUUGCGCGACGACAAGUUCAAAUGUAAGGGCGAUGAAGAACUGCUCACAAAACGAGCUGGAGAAUGUGUCUUGCCAGGAUCUUGCCCCUCGCCCUGCACGUGCAACGGGGCUACCGUUGAUUGCUCGGACAAGAAACUCACGGCUAUUCCGAAAGAUAUACCCAUUUACACGUCCACCUUAUUACUGGGAAACAAUGAAUUGGACAAAAUCAAAGCCGAAGGGAUUUUCGAGAAAUUACCGGAACUACAGCACUUGGAUUUGCGAAGGAACAAAAUUUCUCGCAUCGAAGCAUCGGCCUUUCAGGGAUCCAAUAAACUUACUGAUUUAGUACUGGCUGAAAAUAAAUUGAGGGAAGUUCAUAACAAGAUGUUUACCGGACUGACCAAUCUGAAAACGCUAAAUCUUCACGGAAAUGUCAUCACUUGUGUUAUGCCAGGAUCCUUCGACAGCUUGGCACAUAUCCAUACCAUUAAUCUGCAAGGCAAUCCUGUAUCGUGCAAUUGCCAUUUAUCGUGGUUUGCCGAAUGGCUCAGAAAGCGCGAUCUUCAAGGGAUAACUGGACGUUGUCAUGAUCCGCCGAGACUGAAAGAUGCCAUCAUCAAGGAUAUACCUCAGCACGAGUUCAAGUGCAACAAUGACAGCAUCGGAUGUCUCGGUGACGAUUACUGUCCACCCCAAUGUCAUUGCGCUGGUUCUGUCGUCAGAUGUUCCAGAUCACGAUUAACAGAAAUUCCACGAGGAGUUCCUCCCGAAACAACGGAACUUUAUCUGGAUGUCAAUGACAUUAAAACGAUCCAAGUCGAGAGGCUGAAUCAUCUCAGAGCGCUUACCAGACUAGAUUUGAGUAACAAUCAAAUCGGAAUGUUAUCCAAUGACACGUUCAGAAACCUCACAAAACUUUCGACACUAAUUAUAAGUUACAACAAACUGCAGUGUGUUCAGCGUAAUGCACUUGCAGGGCUAAAAUCGCUCCGAAUCAUUUCACUCCACGGAAAUGACAUAUCGCUGAUACCAGAAGGAGCCUUUGAGGAUUUGAAAUCCAUUACUCAUCUCGCGAUCGGAGCCAAUCCACUUUAUUGCGACUGCAGUAUGAGGUGGCUGGCUGAGUGGGUGAAAAAAGAUUUCGUUGAGCCAGGCAUUGCUCGAUGCAUGGACCCAGCAGCAAUGAGAGAUAAAUUGUUACUGACGACUCCAGCGUCUGCCUUUCAGUGCAAAACAAAACAGCAGCCAGCCGAGGUCCUGGCCAAGUGCGACAUGUGCUACACAACCCCUUGUCAGAACGGAGGAUUCUGCGAAACGCUACCCGACAGGGAAUUUCGUUGUAAGUGCGCACCAGGAUAUCACGGGGACCGGUGUCAGCAUAAAAUUGACGCGUGCUAUGGAAAUCCUUGCCGGAACGCCGGAACUUGCAAAGUACUGGAGGAAGGAAGAUUCAGUUGCGUCUGCUCCUCCGGUUACGAGGGGCUCAGAUGUGAGACCAACAUCGACGACUGCGUGGACAACAAAUGUUCGAACAACUCGACCUGUGUGGACCUGGUCCAGGCCUACAGAUGCGAGUGUACCCCGGGAUUCAUGGGAGAAUACUGUAAGGAGAAGAUACCCUUCUGCACAAAAGGACACGACCCCUGUGAGAACGGAGGUCGCUGCGUCGACCACCAGACCUACUACAGCUGCGAGUGCCCACUCGGAUUCACGGGCUCUAACUGCUCAAACAACCUGGAUGAUUGCGCUAAUCAUCUGUGCCAGAAUGGUGCAACUUGCAUCGACGGCAUAAAUAAUUAUGAAUGUAAGUGCGCGGGGGAGUUUACAGGGAGGUAUUGCGAAGUGGCGCCGGCAAUCGCCAUGCUUUAUCCCCAAACAAGCCCUUGUGCUCAUCACGAUUGCCAGCACGGCGUUUGCUUUCAACCCUCUCCUGCUUCCACCGCGGACUACCUUUGCCAGUGCCAUCCCGGUUAUACUGGAAAACGAUGCGAGUACCUGACAAGUCUGAGCUUUGUGGAUAACAGCUCGCUGGUCGAGUUGGAGCCACUUCGCACAAGGCCUGAAGCCAACGUGACCAUAGUGUUCACCACGACCCAUGAAAACGGCGUUCUGCUUUACGACGGACAGAAUGGAGAACACAUUGCAGUGGAAUUGUAUAACGGUCGUGUCAGAGUGUCGUACGACGUCGGCAAUUACCCUACCUCAACAAUGUACAGCUACGAAAUGGUGUCCGAUGGAAAACCACAUAAAGCCGAGUUAUUAGCUAUAAAAAAGAAUUUCACUAUGAGCGUCGACAGCGGACCAGCCAGAAGCAUCAUCAACGAAGGACCGAGAGAAUAUCUCAAAUUAACGGCGUCCAUGUUCAUUGGUGGUGUUCCUCCAGAAACAGCCAGCGUUGCGUUCACCGAGUUUCAUCUGAGAAACACUACCAGUUUCCAAGGUUGUAUCUCGGAAAUGUGGAUCAACCACAAACUGGUGGACUUCAGUAACGCAGCAAAGAGAAACAAAGUUACACCAGGGUGUACUUCUGGGGAAGAAGAGGCUGACGAAGCAAGCAGCACGGAUACAGGCGACAUCAGUAGUAGCAGUGAAGAGGCCAACGAGCAAAUCAGUCGUGAACAUUCUGACAUAGCCGUAUCAGCACCAGGCGCAGGAGUGAGUGAUCUAUGUGCGGGACAUGAAUGUAAAAAAGGAUCACAAUGUAUUCCGUCUCCGUUCGGAAAUGGAUACACUUGCCGAUGCCAAGCAGGGUGGCAGGGAUUAUUCUGCGAAAAAGCACCAACGUGUCGCAAAGAACACACUCGAGAAUACUACAGCGAAAAUGGAUGUCGCAGUCGACGUCCUGUUAAAUUAGCCAAGUGCUGGGGAAGCUGUGGUAACUCCUGUUGCCGACCGCGUAAGACCAAGAGACGCAAGGUCCGUCUAAUUUGCACUGAUGGUACACGAUACACGAAGGACGUGGACCUCGUGCGUAAGUGCGCGUGCACACGUAAGUGCUACUAGACCCAACGCACAUCUCACGCACUAAUAUUGCCCAGAAGUAAUAGUAGGUAAUCCAGCCUUCAACUUGAAAUUUUUUAAAAUUAUUAUCGAUAACCAACAAUAAUUAAUAAUAUCAAUAAGAAGUGAAUCAGUGAAGAAGUGCGGGGUACACUAGAUGGACACACAGCUGGCUCAGUGUGAUAUGUAUUAUUGAAUAUAUUAUACAAUACGAUAAACUAUAUAUUAAAAAUAGAUGUAACAAGUAACGAACACAUGAACUACGUAUUAACGAACAUGGGUACAUAGUAUUGCAAAGUAUAUGAAUUUAACAUAACUUAUAAGCUGUUUACAUGACGAAAUACAUUUAAUAUGUAUUAUUCUCACAAAAGACCCGUAAUUAUUCAAAGUUUAGUUCUCUAACGAUAAUGUUCCGAUAUAUACUGAAUCGCAGACUGUAAAAUGUAAACAAAUCGUCACUUUUGUCAGUAGAUUUAUGUUCUACUAGCUUUUAGAUAAUUAUCAAAUAGAUAUAAAUAUAUACAUAAAUAUAUAUAUAUUAUAAAUACACAUAAAAUUCUGCGUACUAGGCGUAAUUUAAUUAUAUAGACAAUUUUUGAUAAGAUUUAUCAUUAAUAUUUAAUAGUUAUACAUAUGUUAUAUAGGUAUACUAUGGCUAUUAUGAAUGAAGAUAAUUUAUGGCCGAGUAAACCGUAUAUAUCGAGGUAUUUGUAAACGAGUAUAUUUUAUCUAUUUAAACAUACGUAUAUCGAAGCUAAUAACUGGUGGUAACGUUUUAUGCCAGAUCAUUGCAUACACAGACACAUACUCCUCAGAAAUCGGUAUAACAUGAACAGUGCGUAAAACUGCGUGACGCCAAAUUUUAUACAUUAUUUACACGCAAUUGUAAUUAUACGAAAAUAAUGUUGAUUUCGAAACAUGAAUACUGCACGUGAUUUUUUCGUACGAAUGCGUGUGCACGGUUCAAGUUUCGUCUGAUAUGUGGUGUAUAUUAAAACUGAAAAAAAUUCAUCUAUUAUUGUAUAAUACGAAGCAUAGACGUUAAGAAAAUUUAUCAUCUUGCUUUCGUACAUCUACUAAACGCAGACAUUGUUCAGGCAAAGCGAUCAGAUAUUUAUCAAAUGCAUCGCGUCCACACUCACGCUACGUUCACCUGAAAUCAACCACAUUCAUAUUUAUCGUUUUAUGUGUACUAAAAAUAAGAAUUGUGCAUUAAAAAAAUUCAUCGAGUCGGUUUCUUCGCAGAGUUAAAUACCAGAAAACCAUUUGCAUAUAAAAAUUCAAGAUUAUCGAAGCUUCCGCGGAGGUAAUACGCUACUCGCGUACACCUACGCGUCUCCGCUAAGGAAAAAUAAGAUUAUUGUAAUACGUUGGUCUUAUAUAUUAGCGAAAUACUUUUUCAAUUUUAACAAUUCCAUACAAGUAGUAAGUCAUAAAUUAAUGAUACAUCAUUAUUUAUUGGUUUUCAUAGAAUAUUACAACUUAUUUUUGUAAGGGCCGAAGUUGGAGUUUCUAUUCUACACUAUUAUUAGUAAUUGGUGAAGCAUUUCGGCGGUAGUAGAUAGCCUUUGUAAUUAUUAUCUAUAACUUGUAAGGUAUGUUCAAUUUCAUGGCUUGCCACGCUCCAAUAAGCAUUAGUAGUUUUAUUACUGUCCCACAAUUUUUAUCAGUGAUAUGAACCUGAAAUUCGAAAACGUAUAUGUAUUGAAAUACUGCCAAUAUUUUUCAUAUAGGAUUUACUCAUACCGUGCUUCUUCUCAUGAUAUAUUUACAUUAUUUUUAACUCAUAAUUAGAUUUACAUGCGUACUAUUAUUUAUAUACCUAUGCGACUCUGAAAGGAGAACUGUUUUAAUACAAUUAUUUCCAACAAACUACAGUAAAUGGAUUUGUUCAUUGAGACGUGGGUAUAACAAUUUUAAAUGUCAUCAAACGAUUUCGGCAAGCCAUAAAUGCAUAACGGUAUAAUAACGGAGACAGAAGGAUCCCAUUUCCUAUUGUAACAAAACAUACCUACGUUCAUAUUUUUAAUUAUUUAAUCGUUCGAACAUGUAGCUGUAUGAUAUAUUAUAAUUUAAUAGUAUUAAUAGCUGUGUAAGCGUGUGUUCUGUCUACGAUUAAUAUACCGAAUACACAUAGAUAUAGUUGAUACCGUUAAUUAAUAUAUUCAAAACACAAAAAUGAAAAUUACGAAAGAAAAACAACAACAACAACCUAUUCGAUAUAUUAUUAAUAAAAUAAAAAAAUAUCUAUUAUUUAUUUUCUAUCGACAAAAGCGUAGCGUUAUGUAUAAUUAAGGCAGCUAAGUCUUACACUGGCUAUUACUGAAUAAUGAGACCCCAAUUUUGACCAAUCUGCGUAUGGAAUUACGAAAUAAGUUUAGUGUCAGAGGGAAUAAAUGUAAAUGCAUUUGAUGGCAGUGAAAACUCAGAUAUACACGUCUUUUUGUGGACAAUAAUUAGCAUGACCUAAGUGUGUAAUGACAUGGAACGAAAAAGUGACGCAAACUAAAAUAUUAUAAAGAGAAAAGUGUGUAGAGAUAAGGGGGUUACAAUAACAGAAAUUCUCUCCUUUUUUUUUCUAUUUCAUUUUUGUCUCUGCUGCAAUCUACUAACAUCGCCAAAGGGAUAGAGAAUAUGUGAUCUCCACAUUACAUUUAUUUAAUUCAAAACUCUAUUUUUUCUGACUUCCAGAAACAAAUACAGCAAUUCCAGGAUGGUUACUUUUGGGACAAUUUUGUAAUGUAAUUUUUGCAGCUGUAAAAACAAAAAAUAUACUUUUGUGUCUAUUCAA